CACUUCCUCUAGCACUUGCUACUUUCUUUUCAAUCCAUCAAAGCCUUGAUCAUUCUUUCUGUCAUUCUUUUUUCUCGCAAAAUGAAGAUUCCUUCACUAUUCAGAGGAACCCAAAAGGUAAUAUGUAGCUGGUAGUGGAGUUGGCAAAUUCUAUCAAGACAGAAAAUAUCAUCUGAAGUUGGUUUUAGAAGUUGUUUAUUCAUAUUGCACUUAAUCUCCUUUGAUUUGGUUGCUCAUUAUCACGCUCAACGAUUUAAAAUGCCUUGAGAAUUUAAAAACUCUAUUGAGAGAAAUUCAUACACUGCCUGCAAGUUUCCUGCAACGAAGAGUUCUUGGCCAGGCUACAAAUCAAUAAGGAGAUGAAGAUAAUCAAUGGUUGUUGCCAAAAAAGCAGUUCUUACAUGUCAAGUUGAGCAUCAGUGGAAACUACUCAAAAGUACAGUAUUAAAGCUACAUAAUCAGGGAAGGAUACCUCAGCUUCCGUAUUUCCAACAGUUCAAGUUACAAUUGUUUGCUCUUAGCAUUCACAAAAUAGUACGCUUUCUGCAACAAGGAACCAAUGAAUCCAUUAAACCGCCAAGAGGACUUCAAACUGAAGGAUACAAAGCCUCAGCUUGGAGAACGAUGGCCACAUGGAGGACGUGGCGGAGGCGGGUGGAUUAGCAGCGACAGAGCUACAAGCACCUAUGAUCUUGUUGAGCAGAUGUUUUACCUGUAUGUCCGAGUUGUGAAAGCCAAAGAUCUUCCCCCAAAUCCCGUAACAGGAAACUGUGACCCAUAUGUAGAAGUGAAACUUGGCAAUUACAAAGGAAAAACAAAGCAUUUUGAGAAGAAAACCAACCCUGAAUGGCACCAGGUCUUUGCAUUCUCGAAGGAGAAGAUUCAAUCUUCCAUUCUUGAAGUUUUCGUUAGAGACAGAGAAAUGGUAGGAAGAGAUGAUUAUAUAGGGAAAGUAAUCUUCGAUAUGCAUGAAGUGCCUACAAGGGUUCCACCAGAUAGCCCUUUGGCACCUCAAUGGUAUAGAUUGGAGGAUCGGCAUGCGGAUAGCAAAGUGAAAGGAGAAGUAAUGCUUGCAGUUUGGAUGGGAACACAAGCUGAUGAAGCUUUUCCUGAGGCCUGGAACUCAGAUGCUGCAUCAGUGCAAGGAGAAGGUGUUUUCAGUGUCCGAUCAAAAGUUUAUGUAUCACCAAAACUGUGGUAUCUCAGAGUAAACGUGAUUGAAGCUCAGGAUGUGGAACCACUUGACAGAAGCCAACAGUCACAGGUUUUUGUAAAGGCUCAAGUUGGAAACCAGGUACUCAAAACCAAGCUAUGCCCAAUUCGCACAAACAACCCAACAUGGAACGAAGAUCUGAUCUUUGUAGCAGCUGAGCCUUUUGAGGAACAGUUGUCACUUACUGUAGAAAAUAAGGUCACCCCUGCAAAAGAUGAAAUUAUGGGGAGGUUGAUUUUGCCCCUUCACAACUUUGAGAGGCGCUUCGAUCACCGGCCUGUUCACUCUAGAUGGUUCAACCUCGAAAAAUUUGGAUUUGGUGCUCUUGAGGGAGACAAGAGGCAUGAGCUCAAGUUUUCAAGCAGAGUUCAUCUCAGAGUUUGUCUCGAAGGUGCUUACCAUGUACUAGAUGAAUCAACAAUGUAUAUAAGCGACCAGCGGCCAACAGCCAGGCAGCUCUGGAAGAAUCCUAUCGGCAUUCUUGAAGUGGGUAUCCUAAGUGCGCAAGGGCUUCUUCCAAUGAAGACCAAAGAAGGUAAAGGAAACACUGAUGCCUAUUGUGUAGCUAAGUACGGACUGAAGUGGGUGAGGACCAGAACAAUCCUAGAAAGCUUCAAUCCAAAGUGGAAUGAACAAUACACAUGGGAGGUCUAUGAUCCUUGCACAGUGAUCACACUGGGAGUUUUUGACAACUGCCACUCAGGUGGAAAUGAAAAAUCAGGUGGCGGUGGUGGUGGAGCUCGGUUGGACUCAAGAAUCGGAAAGGUAAGAAUUCGACUGUCCACUCUAGAAACAGAUCGAAUCUACACAAACUCUUACCCACUUCUUGUCUUACAACCAUCUGGAUUGAAAAAGAUGGGAGAACUCCAAUUAGCAGUUCGGUUCACCUGCCUAUCUCUUGCACAUAUGAUUUAUCUCUAUGGCCACCCGUUACUACCAAAAAUGCAUUAUUUGCAUCCAUUCACUGUAAACCAGCUUGACAGUUUGAGAUACCAAGCCAUGAAUAUUGUAGCUGUAAGGCUCAGCCGAGCAGAACCACCACUGAGGAAAGAAGUUGUGGAGUAUAUGCUGGAUGUAGAUUCUCAUAUGUGGAGCAUGAGAAGAAGCAAAGCCAACUUCUUCAGGAUUUUGUCACUGUUUUCUGGUGUAAUCUCAAUGAGCAAAUGGCUUGGUGAAGUAUGUCAAUGGAAGAACCCUGUCACAACAAUACUAGUUCAUGUUCUAUUUUUUAUAUUGAUUUGCUACCCAGAACUGAUUCUGCCAACUAUUUUCCUGUAUAUGUUCUUGAUUGGAAUAUGGAAUUAUCGGUUCCGACCAAGGCACCCUCCUCACAUGGACACCAAGCUUUCAUGCGCAGAAGUAGUUCACCCAGAUGAAUUAGAUGAGGAAUUCGACACUUUCCCUACAUCAAAGCAGCAAGAUGUAGCACGAAUGAGGUAUGACAGGCUUAGAAGUGUUGCAGGAAGGAUUCAAACAGUGGUGGGAGAUAUGGCAACACAAGGGGAACGAUUUCAGGCUCUCCUCAGCUGGAGAGACCCAAGAGCAACAGCGCUCUAUGUAAUUUUCUGCUUUAUUGCAGCUUUUGUGCUCUACAUAACGCCUUUCAAGAUAAUUGUCUUGAUUACAGGCUUAUUCUGGUUCAGGCAUCCUAGAUUUCGAAGCAAGCUACCAUCAGUUCCUAGCAAUUUCUUCAGGAGAUUGCCAUCUCGAGCUGAUAGCUUGCUUUGAAAUGGAGGAAGAGAAUCCUCUUUCUUAGUUUGUUUUCAACUUCAACCAUGUUUCUUGGAACUGUUUUCAAUAAACUGUCAUUUCCUAA
Messenger RNA from Hevea brasiliensis (rubber tree), 3029 nucleotides. RefSeq names its product FT-interacting protein 1. The record is from RefSeq and is a predicted model, not a curated record. The coding region runs from base 560 to 2941 and encodes 793 amino acids. NCBI's taxonomy places the organism in Eukaryota, Viridiplantae, Streptophyta, Magnoliopsida, Malpighiales, Euphorbiaceae. The transcript has 2 exons.